Messenger RNA from Calidris pugnax (ruff), 2674 nucleotides. RefSeq names its product FXYD domain-containing ion transport regulator 6-like. The transcript is spliced from 10 exons. Gene Ontology annotation, molecular function: sodium channel regulator activity. Lineage: Eukaryota; Metazoa; Chordata; Aves; Charadriiformes; Scolopacidae. The coding region runs from base 505 to 924 and encodes 139 amino acids. Gene Ontology annotation, biological process: regulation of sodium ion transmembrane transporter activity. The record is from RefSeq and is a predicted model, not a curated record. Gene Ontology annotation, cellular component: membrane.
GCAGGGAACUGGCAGCUUCGGGGCCGGCUGUUCCCCCGUGUUUGCCUUUCGGGCUGUUUGUGUGUUUCCAAAGCCCAAAGAGGCCACCACGCUGCGUGGCUCCGUGUCACCACACCUCCCCGAGCAUGGGGAAGGCACCGCUGGCACCGGGUGGCACAAAGGCAUCCCUGCUCGUGGCGAGCAGCCAUAGCCGGUGGCAGGGACGUGCCCGGCAGGGACUUUUCCUUGCCUUGUGCUCGGUGGUGGUCGUGGCUGACGGCAACAGCAGAGGAGCGAAUGGAGAAAAUGUCCGCUCUCUGAUGCUGUGCUGUGCGUGGCAGCGUCGUGGCACCCGGGACACGCGGCAGCUUGAAACAGCUUCUGUUCUGUGUUUUCCAGUGACCUGGAUUUCUCUCACCACUGGGACCUGCCAGGAGCACAAGAGGCACAUUAAUAGCCAGAUUGAUGCUGACGUGAAAUGGCAGAAGAGCCCAUCUAUGCGUAGCUGGAAAUGUCCAUUCACACAUGCACACUCUUAAAUGCUCCAGGCAACUGAGCACUGCUGUCACGGUCUUGGGGGCUUUGCAGACCGGGACUCCGCCAAUCCUGCUGGUUAACUCCUGCGGGGAGACGUUGCAGCCUGCGGACGUGUCGGCCAUGGAGGCAGCGCUGAUCUUCCUGUGCUCCCUGCUGGUGCCGGCGGCCGUGGCAGACGUGGCCACCCAGGAGAAGGAGGAGGACCCCUUUAACUAUGAUUACCAGAGCCUGAGGAUCGGGGGGCUGGUGUUCGCUGUGGUCCUGUUCACUGUGGGCAUUCUCCUCAUACUCAGCAGGAGGUGCAGGUGCAGUUUCAACCAGAAGCCCAGGGCUCCGGGGGACGAGGAGGCUCAGGCUGAGAACCUGAUCACCUCAAACGCCACGGGAGCGCAGAAAGCAGAGAACUGACCAAGAGCCAUGUGACCCAGAGACCCGAGGAGAGAUGCUCGGACCGCAGAUGCCAGUGGCCUGCGAGGCGACUGAAAUCGCAGCAGCAGGUCCCUCUAAGGAGGGGCAGAGCUGCCGUGUCUGUGUUACCCCCUGUACUUCAGCACCGGUUCUCUGUUUACUAACCCGACUAAACUCCGCUCACCGUCCUCUCUGCCUCCAGUGGUGUGUAAUGUUGAUGUGAGAUGAUCAUUACCUCUAGGGCUAGUCCUUGCUGAUGUUGUAAUAGUGACUUUCUCUUCACCUUUCUCGUGCUGUGCGUGUGAUUCGGGCUCUGUACGACUGGCAGGCGCUGCCACCCCCCCCGCCCCCAGCCCGGGAAGGGGGGACGCAGGGCAGGGGGACACAGGCUGCCCGGGGGACCCCUGGCUCCCUCCACCAUUCCCCAUUCUGCAGCUGGGGGCUGGUGGCUCACCCCGGCUGGCUUUGGGCAGGGCUCAGGGGCCAGUGGAGCGUUUUGGGGGCUUGCCCAGCGUGACUCUGGACCGCGCGUUGCCAUUUCAGCAAUAAAUCCUCUUGUGCACCCCCAGCCCAAAGGCAGCCGUGGUGGGGGGGGCGAGCCAGAGGGGACAUCCCACGGGUGGUGGCACCUGGGUGCAUGUGGGAUUUAAGGCUCCCCUUCCUCACCUGCUUGGCGCUGCCCUCUCUGUGUCCCUGGCUAAAACCGAGCCGGUCCGCGUGGGAUGCUGUUUUAAAGGUGAGGAAAACACCGGGGUGGCAGAGAAGCCCAUGAGGUCCCCCGGCACGGUGACACUGUGAAAGAGGGUGGGCUGUGUGGCAGUGACCCUGCUAGCCAGCACAAACCAGCUCCUCGCCAACACUCUGCCAGCCCGCGGGACAGAGGCGGGCGGGUUAAACAGUCUCUGAGGGCUAAAGAGAAACACGGACUGAACUAAAGACCCCGUCCUUGCUUGUCGCGGGCAGGGAAGGAGCACCGCCAUUUCCUCCUGGUGCUCCCUGCCCUUCCCGAUGCCUUGUCGCUCCCUGUGCCGUGCUCUGGGACGCGGCCACCCGUGUCCUUGCUGUGUGUCGUCCCGUGGCGCUUACGUGUCGUCAGCCCCUCUUGCCUCCUGCCCCUCCUGCAGCCAGCAGCGCACGGGGCUUUGUGGUGCCCAGAGUCCAUCGUCACCUUGUGCCCGCUCCUGGGUCGGAGGCAGACCUGUGAGUCUGGCCCCUUCCCCAGGCCCCUGGGCAAGAAAAACCGUGGCCUCAGCUGGGGCUGGGGACUUAAUCGUGGGCGCUUUCUGAGGCAGGGCCAGCCUGGGCAGCAGUGGGGGGCUGCACAGAAACACGUCAGGGAUGCCGUCCACAUCUUCUUGUCCUCCAGGAUGGGUUUGAGAGGGUUUUCUGCUGUGCCCACCCCACGGCGGUGGCCCUGCCUCCAGCGUGGGCUGUGUCCCUGUCUGCUUUGCAUCCCUCUGUGGGGCUGGGAAGUGCUCUCUGUCCCGUCUGUGGGAGGCAGAGGGGUUGUGUCCCCGGUCCUGGGUCCCUUCCCUUCCUCCCGGCUACGGCAGAGAGCUCUGCUCCCCUCCUGCCCCCGCGCAGCCCGGCCCCUGAGUGUCAGCUCUGUGCGUGUCCCGCGUCGGAGUGCCCGUGGUGUCUGUAGUGUGCUGUCGGUGUUAACACGAAACAAAGAAAUCCCUGUGGUGUGUAGAAACGGCAAAAUCCCGACUGUUGUAAAAUAAACUGAGCUAUUGUGUUUCCUUUUAAA